AUGCUAUCACUUUCAAGAUCGUCCAUCCGUGGGGCUACUUCAAAUGCUCUGAGAGCGUCUGUUCUGUGCUCUUCAAGAAGAGCAGCUUCAAGCGCCGACUGGGUUUAUGCCGGGAGUGCGAACAAGAGAUAUGCUUCAACCGCGCUUCUCAGAAACGAAAAUGUUCAUACCAAAGCUUUAACACCAUCUGCUAGGAUUUUUAUGGGGCGCCGUUUUGAGGCAACCUCUGUCAAAGUGCCUCCGAUGGCCGAAUCUCUGACUGAAGGUUCUCUAAAAGAUUUCACAAAAGAGGUGGGUGACUUUAUCGAAGAAGACCAGUUGUUGGCUACUAUCGAAACAGAUAAGAUCGAUAUUGAAGUGAAUUCGCCGGUCAGUGGUACCAUCAAGAAGCUUAAUUUCAAGCCCGAAGAUACGGUCACAGUGGGCGAAGAGUUAGCUACUAUUGAACCAGGUGAACGUAGUUCAUCACCGGAGAAGAAAGAGGAGCCCAAGAAAGAAGAAUCAGAAACUUCCGCUCCACCACCUCCUCCGACUCCUGCACAAGAACAGAAAGAGGAGCGAGAGGAGCCAAAGAAGGAGAAACCAGCACCUAAACCAAAGAAGGAGGAACCUGCACCUAAGCCAAAACAAGAUGAUUCGAAGCCUCUAGCUUCAUUUACGUCGUUCUCUCGUGAUGAGAGCAGAGUCAAGAUGAACCGUAUGAGAAUGAGAAUUGCAGAGAGAUUAAAGGAAUCUCAAAAUACUGCAGCAUCUUUAACAACUUUUAACGAAUGUGAUAUGUCUGCUGUUAUGGAGAUGAGAAAGCUAUAUAAAGAUGAAAUCAUUAAGAAGAGAGGUACAAAGUUUGGUUUUAUGGGUCUGUUCUCUAAAGCUUGUACUUUAGCCGCCAAGGAUAUCCCAGCAGUAAACGGUGCCAUUGAGGGUGAUCAGAUCGUCUACCGUGACUAUACUGAUAUUUCAAUUGCUGUUUCUACUCCAAAAGGUUUAGUCACCCCAGUUGUUCGUAAUGCCGAGUCUUUGAGUGUCCUUGAAGUUGAAGAAGAAAUUGUUCGUCUGAGCACUAAGGCUCGUGAUGGUAAAUUAACCUUGGAAGAUAUGACUGGAGGUACUUUUACAAUUUCAAACGGUGGUGUGUUCGGUUCUUUAUAUGGUACUCCAAUCAUUAAUAUGCCUCAGACAGCUGUUCUGGGUUUACAUGGUAUUAAAGAGAGACCUGUAACUGUCAAUGGCCAGAUUGUUUCGAGACCGAUGAUGUAUUUAGCUUUGACAUAUGAUCACAGGUUAUUAGAUGGUAGGGAGGCAGUCACUUUCUUGAGGACUAUUAAAGAAUUGAUUGAGGAUCCAAAGAAAAUGUUGUUGUUCUAG
Zygotorulaspora mrakii is the source of this 1365-nucleotide messenger RNA. RefSeq names its product dihydrolipoyl transsuccinylase (gene KGD2). Gene Ontology annotation, biological process: tricarboxylic acid cycle. The transcript has a single exon. Gene Ontology annotation, cellular component: oxoglutarate dehydrogenase complex. Gene Ontology annotation, molecular function: dihydrolipoyllysine-residue succinyltransferase activity. Bases 1 to 1365 code for a protein of 454 amino acids. NCBI's taxonomy places the organism in Eukaryota, Fungi, Ascomycota, Saccharomycetes, Saccharomycetales, Saccharomycetaceae. The record is from RefSeq and is a predicted model, not a curated record.